UGGGUGAGGGGGGUGUACAGAGGGAGGGGCUUUAGUGGAAAGAAAAAAGGAAGGUUAAGAGGAAGAAUGCAUUAGACUGAGAGAAAAUAAACCAGACGUCUGCUGGAGAGAAGAUCUCAUUCAAGACGUGAGCAGAAACCAUUCAGACUGCUGUCAAACAGGAUCAAGAUGUUGCUGGUGUCACAGGUCAUGUCCCUCCUCCUCCUCCUCCUCCUCUGUGUGAUGGAGCUCGUCUGCGCCUCAUCUGUCACUCCUUCACUGCAUCAGCCUCCUCUCACACGUGUUCGUAUUAUUGAAGUCGAUGACGACUAUGAUGAAGAAAAUUCAAAGACGACGCACACGCCCCAGUCUCCAGGGGUCACGACCUCUCGUGUAAUCCGCCGCCCUUGUGAUUAUGACCCCUGUGUGGUUCAGGCGACCCCUUGCGACAAGAUUUCAGCCGAGACGGGCUGCCUCUGUCCUGGGCUGACGGGGCCGGAGGAGAGACCCGAGGCUCCGGAGGUCAGGGAGGUGAAGCUGGACAGAUCCGGGGAAGUCUUUGUGCAUUGGUGCGCUCCUCGCUCCACCGUCACUCAUUAUGAGGUCACACUGAAAGAUGGAAGCAAGCAGCUGGUUUUCGGUGAAUAUUUAAGAAACGGUUCCUUACCUGGAGUGAAAGUCGGGGAGAUGGUGUGUGUGGCAGCAGGAAAUAAAGCGGGACUCAGCGAGAAGUCGUGUGCACGAUAUGAGCCGCCGCAACCCGACCAGGCGGCUGUGAGCGCAGGGAUCAUCGCAGGGUGCGUCGGAUUCCUGCUGCUGCUCUCGGUGCUCGCCGUUGUUCUGUGGAGACGAAGGACGUGUCGGAAAGAAAGGAUGGGAGACGCUGAGGGCCUCGGAAAUCCUUCAUACACCAAUGACGGAGCACUGUGAUGAGGAAAUGAAUACAUUGAGAAUGAAACAAAAUGCAAAGAGACUGAGUUCUGUACAAGUGCAGUCAAAAGACUGGAAUAAUUAUAAAUUUUUUCCCCUUCUGUUCAGCAGUGCUGCAUUUAUUUGAUUAAAAAUACAGUUAAAAUUGUGAAACAUUAUUGCAAUUUAAAAUAACUAUUUUCUAUUUGAAUAUAUUUUAAAAUAGAAUUGAUUCCUGGGAUGCAAAGCUGAAUUUUCAGCACCCUUACUCCAGUCUUCAGUGUCACAUGAUCCUUCAGAAAUCAAAUCAAAUUUGCUGAUUUGAUGCUCAAGAAACAUUUUUAUUAUUAUUAUUAUUAUUAUGAUUAUUGAUAACAGUGCUGCUUCAUGUUUGUGUGGAAACUUUUCAUUUUUUAUGCUUCUUUAAUAAAUAAAAAGUUCAAGAAACAGCAUUUAUUUUAUACAUAUAACUAAAUUAUUCCAAUCUUUUGGCCUGUAGUGUAUGUAGUGUCCAGUUAUUGUGCACCUCUCUGUUUUAGGUUCAGUUCUAAACUGCUGUGAUCGGUACCUAAUUAUUGUUAUUGUGAGAUUGUGAGUGAUUUGAAUGUUUGAAGUCAACAUGGAAUCAAAUCUCUUUACUUUCAUAAUUCACCUUAAGUGAACUAUUCAUCAGUGCACAUUGGUCCGAGGAAAAUAAUAUUUGCAUUAAAAAAAAAUCAUCGCUUCACUUCUCAAAUAACUUUCAAAAAAGCUUUUUCAAAAGUGAAUGCAUUCAAAUACAGAACACUUAUCACAUCAGUUCCUGACAGACAAAAUGUCAUUGUAUUGUUUUUUUAAUAACUUAAUAUACUUUUCACUCAAAUACGUCACAUUAUGGAAGUAAAAUGUGUUUUGAUUGUGAUUUUUUGCUGACUUUAACACUACUAAUGUUUCUAUAGCACUUAGGAAGCCUGGAGCUUCAUUAAGCUAGACAGGGUUUUACAAAGUAUCUGUCGUACAGCUACUUUUAAGUAUGUUUAACUAUUUUAAAGAUUACUGAUAAUGUUUUAACAAUAAAGAUUUUUUAAUUGCU
Carassius carassius (crucian carp) is the source of this 1960-nucleotide messenger RNA. Its product is annotated as LRRN4 C-terminal-like protein. The coding region runs from base 169 to 909 and encodes 246 amino acids. The record is from RefSeq and is a predicted model, not a curated record. The transcript has 2 exons. Gene Ontology annotation, molecular function: protein binding. NCBI's taxonomy places the organism in Eukaryota, Metazoa, Chordata, Actinopteri, Cypriniformes, Cyprinidae.